Molecule: messenger RNA, 11836 nt
Organism: Cylas formicarius (sweet potato weevil)
Lineage: Eukaryota; Metazoa; Arthropoda; Insecta; Coleoptera; Brentidae
Gene: bchs
Product: WD repeat and FYVE domain-containing protein 3
Exons: 37
Coding region: 279-10532 (3417 amino acids)
Molecular function (GO): metal ion binding; protein binding
Source: RefSeq, a predicted model, not a curated record
UCUCGGACGAUGUCGAAAGGAGCGGAACUAAUUUUAUGGCGACGUUUUUUUUUUAAAUGGGAAAUGAGUGUAGUAUCAGCUGUCCCGAAAUGUGAAUUGUGACAAUUCGCGGAAUAGUUGGUUAUUUAAAUUUUGUGAAUAUUAAAUAAUAGAACUCUGCGGCGUUUGAUUAAUUGAUCGGUCUCUAGAAAACGGUAGUGAAAUGGCCUAACUGCUAGUACGAGGGGUAAAUCGAUCUUUUUUCUGAUUAAGUAUGACGUUCAUAAGCCUGUCCUCUGAUGAACUUGGUGCGCAAACUGCGAGGUAGCGGUAUAUCCGCAGCUGUUGCCUCAACCUCAGAUUCAACGAUGGGAGAUCCAUCUUCAACGCAUACGCAACUUGGUCUUAUGCACCUUAAGAAGUUGUUCUUGGAAUACAUGCAUCCAUCACACCCUCUAACGGAUAAAGAAAAGGAUGACAAGUUGUACAACAUGCUGCCUCUUUUUUGCAAAGUAUUUGGCUCAAGUCCAACGAGCGACAUGAAUGAAAAAUUUUGGGAUAUCCUAUCGUUUUGCCACCAGGUCUCGCUCCUGAUGGCAUCUGAGAUUAGGAAACGUGCCUCCAACCAAAGCACAGAGGCAGCCAGUGCCGCCAUUGCCAAAUUUUUGGAAAUAGAAAACUGCGAGGAAUCAAGUAACGGUUGGAUGCUUCUGUCCACCCUCAAUUUGUUGGCCGCUGGGGAUGGAACUUUAGUACAGGUGAUGACCGAAGUGUCUGUACCGUCGACAUUGGUAAAAUGUCUUUACCUAUUCUUCGAUUUGCCAGAAAUUUGCGAAAAUGAAUCAAACAGUAAAGACAAUAAUAGUGACUUCACGCCAAUGGAAAGGAGAAUACUUUUACAAAAAAUCUUUGUGCAGCUUUUGGUUAGGCUGUGCAGUCAUCGCAUACCUGCAGAAGAACUGGCCAAAAAAGACGACUUGACGUUGCUGUUUUCCGCAAUAACUUCGUGGUGUCCAUCUUACAAUGUAAUGUGGCGGAAAAGUGCGGCGGAAGUUUUGAUGACAUUAUCGAGACACGGUCUCACGCCACCGGUCGUAGGUUACAUUCAUUCCAAGUCCUGUGUAGCCCUGUGCAUAGAAAACAUGAAAAAAGUACCUGAAUUGGCCCCGUUGGAACUCGUCGAAAUGUUCGUUACUGUUUUUUGUUUUUUAAAAGACUCGAGUGAAGUGUCGUCGGUUUUGUUGGACGACUUUCGGCAAGCCCAGGGAUACGUUUUCCUCUCAGAUUUUCUAUUAAAGCUAGAAAAUGAAAAAUCCAGCGAGUCCCAAGAAUCCGUAAGAAAUCUUGUGCUAAUGAUAACUUCAUUGUGCAUGUGUGGAUAUAUCGAAUUGAAACCGUCGCAGGCAUCCACGGGAUCGCUGUUUCAAAUGCAGGGUUUUAUCCUCCCGCAGCCUUCGGGCCGAGGAACCAGCGUCAGGAACAUUCAAGCAUUCCACGUGCUUCAGAACACGUUUAUCAAAUCUAGCUCGACGUUGGUUUGUAACACCAUUUUGGACGCGAUAUCGAGCAUAUAUCAUUCUGAUAAUGCCAAUUAUUUCAUUUUGGAAAAUCAGAACACCCUGAGUCAGUUCAUUGAACGGAUACACUACAAACCGGCUGAAAUACAGCAGAAGUCGUUCGAGUUGGUGGAGUUCUUGGUAUUUUCCUUGAACUUCGUGCCGUGCAAGGAGCUGAUAUCAAUGUCGAUUUUUUUAAAGUCGCACAGCAUAAACUAUGUGGAGUGCAGCAUAUUGUGUAUGAGGACGCUUCUCGAUAUUCUCAAACAUAAUGUUCUCUUCAAAGACGUUUACCGCGAGGUCGGGCUGUUGGAAGUGUUCGUGACCCUACUGACGCGCUACGGAAACCUUUUAGAAAACAAAAAAUCGGCCAAGCUUAAGAGUAAAGAGAGUCCGUUAGUUCCAUCGCAAGAACGGCUGGGCGGUUUGGUCACCGAGGCCAUAACGCUACUUGUCAAUGGCAACGCCGCAAAUGCUAACGUUCUCAGAGAAUGCGGUGGUGCCAAAUGCGUGCAUGGUCUAGUUCAGUACGUUGAAUGUCGAUACGCCAUUUUGGGGAUCAUUAAAGAGUUGGUGUUGGCUGGCGGGGGAGACGAAGACAUGGGCCAUCUUUUGAACACUUUACAUUCAGCACCGAGAACGGAAUUAGAUUUAAAGAUAGAUAUUUUAGAGGCGUUACGAUUAUGUCUUAAGGAAUCGCACCGCACUAGGACUGUGUUCAGAAAGGCAAAUGGAUUUGUGUAUGUAACAAGUGUCUUGGUGGCACUCGAAGGCAGACUGUACCGGAAAGAAACAAAUCCGCAAGUUUUGAAUUUACUAUAUCUAGUUUUUCAAACGAUAUGCAUUGCGAUGAGAUUCGAACCCGCAAACGCCAAGUUUUUCUACCACGAAAUAUGCCGGACUAGCCUGUGCGAUACCUUGAGGUUGCUCGGGUGUUUCUCAGCUCAGAAAGUCGAUAGCAUCAGCGAAAGCGAUUUUGAGCCGUCCUCUAACAGUUGCCAUGAGGUUUUCCACAAGCUUUUUAUAGGGUCGGUUACAAAUCCCAUUAUCACCGAUGAUAUUUCGCCCUCGUUGACCUACACAACUAUCAUCUACAGGCUGUUAUACGAUUUGGCAUUAGAUCUCUUUGACAGGCAAAACGUAAAUGGCAAUAUUUUUUCAAUCAAAUCGCCGCCACUAUCAAGAGAAUCAAGCGAUUGUCAGGCAACAGUGAAUAAUAAUAUAAAGGAUAACAAACGUUCAAAUAUAAACAGUUUAAAUUUAAGUCCUCCAUCUCCGGAUCCCAUUAUAGUUCAUCCUGGUGUUGUGAUCUGUAUGUUGCAACUCCUGCCGUGUAUCAAUGACGAAAAUUACGAAACAUACGUGAACCUUCAGCAAUACAUAGCGGAAGUUAUUAAAUCUUUAGUGAGAAACGAACGUAAUCAGCAAAUUAUGUGCGACAAAAACUUCGUGAGCUACCUUUUAGAGAUAGGAGCGGCCCCUUUGCAGAACGAAAAUCAUCCAAUACACAAUCCUUUUCAAUACAUGCUGGAGAGGCUUGCUGCCCAAGCCUUGGAGCCAAUCGACUUGAGAACUUUUCUGCGAUUGGGAAACCCUCUUUGUUGCCUGCCUUUGGGAUCUACCGAGCAGGGUGGGGGUCCCGUGCCUUUGACGCGCGUCAAAACUAUAGUGUCCAUGACCACCCCCAAGGAUUUCCGAGCACAAUCUUCUUACACCCUUCCACCGUUUGUCGAAUUUGAUAUGUCCGCCGAAGGCUUCGGUUGCCUCUAUUUGCCGAGUAUAGCGCCACAAUCGCCCAACGGUCCUAGCGUGGUCUCUACCGUAGAUAGCAGCGUAUUGGGUGGAAUAGGUUCUGGCGAUCGUCUAUUUCCACCCCAAACUGGCCUAAGCUACUCGAGCUGGAUAUGUGUCGAAAAAUUUUCCGAUCCCAGAACUGAUCCACAUUCAGUGCAUUUGCUUACGCUCGUGAGAAGCUACAAUGGCGGAAGGGAAGACCACUUGGUUUGCUUGUCCAUCGUGCUGUCAACUAGAGACAAGGCUUUCAUUAUAUCCACCCAGGAAACCAGAGUUCCAAAUAAUAUAAAUGGUGACUGGGAACCGGACGGCACGGGAGAACACGGCGCAAGAGUUUGGUGCCCCGAUAUCCUUCAGGAAGGUCAGUGGCAUUACGUGGUGGUGGUUUUGAACAGAGCUGUUCUAAAAAACUCCUCGUUUUCCCUAUACCUCGACGGGCAACAGAUUCACACGCAAAAAAUGCAUUAUAUAUCUCAAAAUCCUGGAGGUCCCGCCGCUAAUUUGAAUGUGGCUACCUCCGUUUACGGUUACAUUGGAACUCCACCCGCAUGGAGAAGGUAUUCUAGGUUGUGCUGGAAGCAAGGUCCGUGUCAUUUGUUUGAAGAGGUCUUGACUCCAGCAACGGUCGCACAGAUGUACCAACUGGGUCCCCAUUAUAUGGGCUCGUUCUUAGCACCAAAUUUCUCCACCGUCGAUCCUGUUCAGCUUGUAUCAGAAGAGAAAGUUGUUUUCGGAUUAAAUGCCAAGGCCGUGUCGCAGCUAACUUUGAAUAAAAUUCGAAAAGUGUACAGCAGAACCGACAACAAGUCAAUAGCUAAACAGUUGGGGAUGUCGAGUCACGAGAGCGCAACCCCUAUCAGAAUCCUUCAUAACUCCGCGGGUCACUUGGCUGGCUCUGCUAGAACCCUUGGAGGUGUUGUUAUCGGUUAUCUGGGCGUACGAGUGUUUUGUCCCCGGCCGGUAGCCACCACCGUCGACACGGUAGGUGGAUGCUCGGUUCUCUUGGGGCUCAUAGCCAUGGCGCAAGAUGUGGAGAGCCUUUACGCAGGGGUAAAGGCUUUGGUUUGCGUCGUGCGCAGCAACAAAGUGGCGCAAGCGGAAAUGGACCGCCGGCGCAGCUAUCAGACGUUGGCCAUGCUGUUGAGACGUAAAAGACAUUUGCUCAAUUCGCAUAUUUUGCAUUUAGCGUUCGGAUUAGUCGGAACGGUGGACAGCGGCAGGGAGUCGUCUGCCAUACCUAACCGACUGGCAUUCCAAGAUUUGCUCUGCGAUCUCGAAGUGUGGCACGAAGCUCCCGGCGACCUCUUGCGAUCACACCUGGAGCACCUUUACGAAUUGGCCUCCGAAUCCAAUGAAAAACGGCACAAUACUUGGGUGAUGAGGGAUUUAAAUUUGGUCGAAAAACUUCUCUACGUUAUUUUGGAAGUAAAACAUCCGGCCACCAGGCAGGUCCUUUUCUCUCUUCUGACUGUGCUGCUGGGAAGUCAGCCCAGAGCUAAUGAUUUAUUGUUAUUUGGUCAAUUUAUAACGUCGACGAUACCCCAUUUGACUCCAGUUAACGAAAGAAGCAUCAUCCUUAAAGAAGGCGACGCCGAAUCAGAAAAUAUUUUGCUAAGAAAUAAGUGUUUGACCAUUUUACACUCUCUAGUGUUUUCGAGCCGAAACCAAGUCGGUGAAGAAAUUUCUAAAGUGCUGGGUUUUGAUUGGCUGUUACUACUAAUGCAACCCAAUCUGCACUCUACCACCAUAGUGUGGGCGUUUCGCAUUUUGGUAGCAGUAUGUUCGAGUCCCUUCUUAAUAUCGCGAUUCCGAGAAGGUUCGAGCAAUGGAGGGUGGCUUCGACACAUCGAACAAGUAACCCACAACAAAAUGGCGGUCGUUCUUGGCUGUUCGAUCAACGGUUCCAUCAUAGGGAACAACGAGUUAAGAUCGGAAGCCGUGCACAUUCCGGGUUUCCAAUACUUGAAGUGGUUUCUCAACGCGCACCUGGACGUUCCGGAACUUUACUUUCUCUUGACAGCCCUAAUGCUGGGUCAGCCGGCGAAACUAUUACCGGCCGACACCAAGUUUGAUUUGGAUACGGUGUGGGCGUUCCUGUGGGGAGGCUCGAUAAACAACCAGCCUAUAAACAGUGUCGUUCCCAGGAUUAACCUAUGCUCUGAGGCGGUGGUGGUGCUGCUGGACAUGAUGAGGCACUUGGUGCACUCGGAUCCGUCCGCCUUUCCGGAGUGGUUACAAGACCAUGCUGUCUCGAUAAUACAGGUUCUCUUUCAGUUAUAUCACAAUAUGCCUGAAUUUAUGCCGAUAUUUAUGUCGUCCGAGGUGCUGACGGCCUUGGCCAGUGUUCUUUUUCCGUUGCCCAAUCAUUCGGAAGACAGCCCGACUAGUAGUGGCGCGUCUACACCGGGUGGCGAUGAGGCAUGCGAAAAUUUGGUGUUAAUCUCGAAUAGCCCGUCGGACGACGAGCCUUUAACGAUUCACCCUGCCAGACAGUAUAUCGUGGAUUUUAUCAGGGUGAUUGCGGUCGAUGCUUUGAGUUUGUCGAAUACCGGCAAAACUCCGCCUAUAAUAGACUUGGUUCUCGAUGCGUAUCCCGAGAAUUCGACCAAUCAUCAGCAGGUCGCGUAUCAGACAGAGAUUUUGGUGACGUUAAUGGAACACCUUUUAGCUGCGGAUAUGCUAGUAGGUGACCAGGCCGCCAUACCCAUAGUGCCUCUCGCAAACGCGCACAUUCAACACGUGGCGCCCAACGUCUUUUAUCUUACGGCUCGCAUCGUCGAUAAGUUGUGGCAGGGGGCGCUCGACAGGGAUCCGCACGACGUGUUCGAUUUCAUCGUUAAACUCAUCGGGCAGGCGAAAAGGAGAACCGGGAACUUGAGUUUGGAAAACCUCCAUCAUUGCCUCAACAGGACUAUAUUGUAUCUGUUAUCGAGAAACACAGAAUCUAUAGCCGAUCAAAUGUCAGUGUUAGAGGCGCUUCACAAGCUGACCACCAACAGGUUGAUAGUAUUCGGCGCGGGCAAUCACGAAUUAGACUUCAUAGGAUGUCUUACUUAUUGCUUGCUCCAAUUAACGGCCGAUAUGCGAAUAGCGUUAGAAACUGGCGCGUCGGGUCCGAAAACUACGUGGCACGUAAACCCUGGCCAAGACGUCGAAUCCCGUGACGAAUUUCUGAAUUCGCACCAGGGUCGAAAUCUGAUGGCAACUGCGGCAUCGCGCGUCUGGGAAGAACUAUACGUUUGCAAGAAACCUGCGAUCGAAGAAGUUUUUAAGGUAACAUUAGCGCCGCCGGGCUCCUGUUCUAAAGCACCAGAUCUGUCCACGGUUCGAGAACAAGUCUACGAUGCGGCGAUUAGGCUUUGGUUGAAUUAUAUCGAUGCCGAACGUAAGGCCACCUACAGGGUGCCCUGGGAACUUCACAAUCAGAUCCAGUCGAAAAUCCACAAGGUCACCGGCGGUUUAACGCGCUUGGCAAGCCGAACGAAGGUCAGGAAAGAGGAAACUACCAGGAUGAGAAUAAGAAUGGGGCGGAGGCAGGCUUUGGAGUGGAUGGCCAGCCAUAUCGGCCUAAUAAAAGAUCUGAUAGAGUUGAAACGGCAACAACACCAGAACACUACGCACCACACUCAGAGGUACGUCCAUCAGGAGUGGCUACAAACGGAAGUCGAACUCACUAGGGAGAGGGGGUUGUGGGGUCCUCCGGUGCCGUGCCCUUUGGACAAAUGGAUGUUAGACAUGACCGAAGGUCCCCACAGGAUGAGAAAGAAAGCGAUGAAGAACGAACUGUUUUAUGUGCAUUACCCGUAUAGGUCUGAUUAUGAAAGAGGGCUGCUAAAGUAUAAGGUGGCAACAAGCUACCACAGCAAAGACUAUUACCAGGCACUGCAGCUCAGGCAACAUAAUGGAGUAAGCGGUUUAACAGCCGAUCCGCCGGAAAGAUCGGAUAGCGUUACCGAUGAACCUUCACCGUUGCCCUAUACCGCCCUUCCUCAUCUAGCGAGGCUGACGUCGGAUAAUGAAGAUCAACCCGAAGAAAACGAUAACGAGGAGGAACAACCGUCGACUCCGCCAGACAAUCAGACGCUUUUACGGUUACUCGAGCAUAAUGAAAAAAUUAGUUACAUGUUCAGAUGUGCCCGAAUCCAAGGAUUAGACACCACGGAAGGUUUGUUGCUGUUCGGACAGGAACACUGCUACGUCGUAGAUGGAUUUACGUUGCUGAAAAACCGGGAAAUUCGAGACAUUGAUGGGGUGCCUAACAACGCCCAUGAAUACGAACCGAUCUUGCCGAAUCCUGGGUCGCCGAGACGAUCAAGAGCCAUGAGACAAUGCUCGAAAUUCUCUUACGACGAUGUACGGGAAGUUCAUAAAAGAAGAUACCUUCUUCAGCCAAUGGCCCUGGAGGUAUUUUCGGGAGACGGUAGAAAUUACUUAUUGGCUUUCCCGAGAAAACAAAGAAAUAAAGUGUAUCAGCGUUUUAUGUCGACGGCAACCGGUAUCGCGGAUAGCGCGCAACAGUCGGUUGCGGGACAAAAAAGAACAGCAAACGUUGAACAAGCUACGAGCUUGCUGAGCAAUCUUAUUGGGGAAACAAGUGUGACCCAGAGAUGGGUACGAGGGGAAAUAUCAAAUUUUCAAUACCUGAUGUACCUCAACACUCUAGCCGGUAGAUCGUAUAACGACUUGAUGCAGUACCCUGUUUUCCCGUGGAUAUUGGCGGAUUAUGAUUCGGAAGAUUUGGAUCUGACAGACCCUUUAAGUUUUCGAGACUUUACCAAGCCCAUGGGUGCUCAGAGUGUGGAAAGAUUAGAACAGUUCAGAAAACGGUUUAAAGAAUGGGACGACCCCCACGGUGAAACCCCACCCUAUCAUUACGGAACUCAUUAUUCCAGCGCGAUGAUAGUAUGUUCCUACCUCGUGCGGCUGGAACCGUUCACUCAACAUUUUCUCAGGCUCCAAGGUGGUCAUUUCGACUUGGCUGAUCGGAUGUUUCAUUCCGUAAAAGAAGCUUGGUUGUCGGCUUCGAAGCACAAUAUGGCCGACGUGAAGGAACUCAUUCCGGAGUUCUUUUAUUUGCCGGAAUUUUUGGAAAAUUCCAACCGGUUCGAUUUGGGCGUUAAACAAAAUGGCGUCGCCUUGGGCGAUGUCGUAUUGCCACCUUGGGCCAAACAAGAUCCGAGAGAAUUCAUAAGAGCUCACAGGAUGGCUUUGGAAUGCGAUUAUGUGUCUCAAAAUUUGCACCAUUGGAUCGAUCUUAUUUUUGGAUACAAACAGCAAGGUCAGACUGCUGUCGAUGCCAUCAACGUUUUCCACCAUUUGUUUUACGAAGGCAAUGUUGACAUCUACAACAUCGACGAUCCCCUUAAAAAGAAUGCCACCAUCGGCUUCAUCAACAAUUUCGGUCAGAUACCGAAACAGUUAUUCAAAAAACCACAUCCGUGUAAAAAAAUGGGAGGGGCGGGCAACAGAACUUCCGUUAUAGACACUGGGUCGUUAGUUCAGGCGUUCAGCCUUCCCCAGCCGGAAAAAUUAUUUUUUCACCAUCUUGACAAUUUGAGGCCUUCUUUGCAGCCUAUUAAAGAGGUCAAGGGUCCGGUAGGCCAAAUUCUCCAUAUCGACAAGACUGUAUUAGCUGUAGAACAGAAUAAGGUUUUAAUGCCUCCUUCGUUCAGUAAGUACGUAGCGUGGGGCUUCGCGGAUCAUUCUAUUCGAAUAGGCAAUUACGACAGCGACAAGGCCAUUUUCGUGUCAGAGAGUGUCGAACAAAAUAUGGGCGAAAUUUUGGCGUGCGUGUGCGCGUCGCCGAAAAUUAUCAUAACCGCGGGAACCAGUUCCGUCGUCACCGUUUGGGAGUAUGACGUUAGGAAAAAAUCGAUCUGCAUCAAGCACAAUUUGUACGCCCACACGGACGCCGUAACCUGUUUGGCCGUCAGUCCCGCCUAUAAUGUCAUAGUUUCUGGAUCGAGAGAUUGUUCGGCGAUCAUAUGGGACCUGUCGCGGGGCGUUUUCGUCAGGCAACUUAGAGGUCAUGCAGGGCCAAUAGCGGCAGUUGCCGUUAACGAACUCACCGGGGAUAUAGCGACGUGUGCUGCCACCUGGCUCCACGUGUGGAGCAUAAACGGGUGCCCUCUGGCGGCGGUUAACACUUGCGUCGGACGCGCCGACCGCAUGCAACAAAUCCUUUGCGUGGCAUUCUCACAGGCGCACGACUGGGACCCCCUAAACGUCAUUAUGACGGGUUCUACAGAUGGCGUGACGAGGAUGUGGUCUAUCGAUUACGUCCAAGUGCCCAUCGAGGAGGGUUCGGCCACGCCCACUCACAGGAUGCAGUCGCCGAAACACAAACCGAAUCAGGAAAUAACCAACGAACCGGUAAAACCGAUUUCUGCGCACCACCGAUUGGUGAAGCAGAUCCACGUGGCUAGCGACGGAAGCCUCAUUAAAUCAGGGUCUGAGAGUAGCCUCUCCGAAGAUAUCACGCAUAAACGCACAGUCGAUAUAAAUAUAUCCGAGGAAGGAAGCACAAAAGAGCGGCAAAACGAACAGCAAGAGGAGAAGGAAACAUGCAGUGACGUCGAAGAGUCAGUACCACCGGUCGCGCCCGCGAGAAGAAGGCGGUCCCGAGUUCACGCGGGAUUUAGGAAGAGCGAGGGUGGCAAUAGCGCUGACAGCGCAAGUUUAGAUGUCGACGAUGGUUCGGGAUUGCGCGCCAGCAAAUCCGACACCAGCUUAACGGACUCGUUCAUAAUUAUCGACGCGAAGAAAAAAAGUGUUAAUCCGUUGCACGUACUUCGAACAGGCUUCAAAUGGCAAAGACAACUAGUUUUUAGAAGCAAAUUAACCAUGCAUACGGCAUACGAUAGGAAGGAUAACGCGGAACCAGCUUCUAUCACCGCGUUGGCAGUUUCCAAGGACCACAGAGUGGUGUACGUAGGGGAUACCAGAGGUCGCGUCUUUUCGUGGUCAGUGUCGGACACGGUCGGCCGAGCAGCUGACCAUUGGCUAAAGGACGAGGGUGCUGAAGGUUGUGCGAAUUGUAACGUAAGGUUUACACUUUACGAAAGGCGACAUCACUGCAGGAACUGCGGGCAAGUGUUUUGCUCGAGGUGUUCAAGGUUUGAAAGCGAGAUUUCGAGGCUGCGAAUUUUAAAGCCGGUAAGGGUUUGUCAGGCCUGUUACGCGGCUUUGAAAGGUGAAAAAUAAUUCACUUUUACACUAAGGAUAUCAUAGGAAACUUACAAUAUUAAGAACAAUAUUUAACUGUACAAAAUCAUAUUUGUAGAGAGUUGGAUAUAUUUUGUAGGUAAUUUAUUAAGAGACACAGUUCUCGAAUAAAGGAGAAGUAUUAACCAACAGGGCUGAUUGUAAAGAAUUAUUUUGUAAAAUGAAUUCAGUUUUUUUUUAUAUAUGAUGGAACUUGGUGGUGGAGAUUAACUGAAACUGAAAUUUUUAUGCGGGGGACUUGGACUGUUGAUUUUUCCUUUUACAAAAGCGGUCAAUUCACUAGCAAAUUUUUUUCAAUUUUCUGGUUGUGAUAUUUUCUUUCGAAAGCGCUCUCUCGUCUGUUAUGAACCUGAUAGUGGAAGGUAUUUUGAUGUGGUAUCCAAAUUACUUGAAUGAUUUUAAUUUCUCAAUAUUUAAAAUGAAAUAAAAAACGCGAACACUUAACCUUAUCACUAGCGAUAAUUUUUGGGUUUUGGAUGGGCAGAUAAUAGUUUUUUGUGCUAAACAAACAACCUUCAUGAAGUAUUAUCUACCAUGUAGUCUUAGAUGAGACAAUAAAUAUUUUACCAAAUAAUUUUUGGCUGCGAUACCUGAUUCAAAACUUAUUAUUCAAUUAUUAUUGUUAUAGACUCCGUUCGACGGUUUUCAAUUCACAGUCGCGUAUUUUCGUGGCCGCGAAUUAAAAUACAUUUCUGGCAUUUUGAAUUUCUAAAAAUUUUACAUGUAGAAGUGUAUUUUAGGCGGGUAUACAAUUUAAGCGGAGCAUUGUAUUGUAUUCUACAAAGAACUCCUGCCUAGAAACUGAUAAAUUCGGUCCCCUGUAGAAUAAAUGUGUACACAUAAUAAUGCUAAUUAUAUAUAUUUAUAUAAAUUGUAAUGUAUUAUAUAGAACCAACAAUUAUGAUGUUAAAUAUAAUAGAAAUAAUUUGAUGUUAAUUGAAAGUGUUUCUGGCCUGUUUUAGAUUUGUUUUGUUUGCAAUUGAUUGUUUUCACUUUUUUUUUUGGACAUAUUUUUACGAUAAUUAGGAAUUCUAGUCAAUUCAUUUGAAAACCCAAUUUUGAGCAAGUUGCAUAAUGGAUAUAAAUGAAGAAGAUGCAAAAACAUUAAAUUGUAUACAAAACAUUUUUUUGUUGAUUUUGUUUUAACUUAAAUGAAAAUUUAUUAUUGGUUAUUACCUUUCAUAUUUUAUAUAUUAUUUAUUAUGAAUUAAGGUUUGUCUAUCGUUUUCCAUUUUUAUUUGGAUACAUUUUGUUUUCCUCAAUUUUAUAUAAUAGAAUAUAAA